Messenger RNA from Parnassius mnemosyne (clouded apollo), 1440 nucleotides. NCBI's taxonomy places the organism in Eukaryota, Metazoa, Arthropoda, Insecta, Lepidoptera, Papilionidae. The record is from the annotation of a GenBank genome assembly.
AUGCCAUUUUAUUUUCAGAUACUUAUUUUGGCUGCAGGAUGUUUCCAUUCAUUUAGCGCUGGGAUUGUUUUGGCGUAUCCAAGUGUCUUAAAUGCAGCAAUUUUAUCGCCAGAUGCUACAGACAUCAAAGCGACGACGGGUCAAGCAUCUUGGAUAGCGUCAGCUCACGGAUUUUCUGGAUUAUUAGGCUUCUUUAUUUUUUCUCCACUAUUUCAAGUUAUUGGUAGGAAGCCAGUGAAUAUAUCAUUUGAGAUUUUUAUGAUUGUUGGAUGGAUUCUGCUAUAUUUUAGCAAAAGUAUUACUAUGAUGAUCAUAGCAAAGAGUAUACAAGGCCUUGCCAUGGGAGGAGUGUUUGUUUAUGCAAUUACAAUUAGUGAGUUUACACAUCGUAAGAGGCGUGGUGUAUUUUUGACGAUAACGAAGUGCUCGUUAGCAUGUGGGUCUUUACUCUGUCAUGCAUUAGCCAUAAUCUGUGACUUUAGGCAAAUAGCAUUAAUUUCAUUAAUCCCGAACGGAAUAACUUUAUCCCUAGUUCUGUUUUGCCCAGAAAGCCCGGCAUUUUAUGCAAUCAAGGGGCAUUUUGAAGAUUGUAAGAAAUCUUUUUUUUGGUUACAUAGCGACUCCCAGGAAAACAAAGCAGAGUUGAAACAUUUAAUAUCAGCACAAAUGGAAAGACGAAAAAGCAAACUGCAACAAAAGAAGACUCCAAUAUUAUAUAAGUUGUUGAAGAAACUUUUGAGAAGAGAUUUUGGAAUCCCUUUUUUGAUCGCCACUCUUUGUACAGUGGCCGUAGAUGCUUCUGGAAGAUAUUUUUUACUAGGUUAUGUUACGCAAAUAAUGACUGAGUUAGUAGGUGAUAAAGACAUAGCUGGAUAUUGUUCUAUGGUAGCGGAUUGCUUGUUAAUAGUUGCUUUAUUCAUAUCAAGUAUAGUAAUCAGGUCUUUCAAAAGAAGAACAGUAUUAUUAGGAUUAGGUGCUAUAUCUGCUUCAUUAAUGUUUAUAGUAGGUUUAUCAGUAGUUGUAAGAACUACCUUAUUACUAAACACAAAAUGGAUUACUCCAUUGUUAAUACUUUUACAUAGUUUUACAACUCAUAUUGGACUUAUACCAGCAGCUUUUACUGUAACAACAGAAAUAUUCCCUCUGAACCAUAAAGGAAUGGGAUCACUAACAACUGGUAUUACUUUCACACUGUUUUACGCUGUUACUAUGAAAAUCACUCCACUGAUGAUAGAAAAAAUUGGUAUUGGAGGUACUUAUUUAAUUUUUGGUCUAUGUGUCACAAUUUGUUUAGUAUUUUUGUACUUUAUACUGCCCGAAACAAAGAACAAAACGCUGCAAGAAAUUGAAGAUGGAAUUAAACGUGUUGUUAGAAAUGAAGCUGAUCUAGAAUUGAUUCUUUCGAAUGAUCCAGAUAAAAGUAUUAAGGUGGUUUUUUAA